Messenger RNA from Myxocyprinus asiaticus (Chinese sucker), 2042 nucleotides. Its product is annotated as 14 kDa phosphohistidine phosphatase-like. Gene Ontology annotation, biological process: peptidyl-histidine dephosphorylation. Lineage: Eukaryota; Metazoa; Chordata; Actinopteri; Cypriniformes; Catostomidae. The transcript is spliced from 3 exons. Gene Ontology annotation, cellular component: cytosol. The coding region runs from base 14 to 448 and encodes 144 amino acids. Gene Ontology annotation, molecular function: protein histidine phosphatase activity. The record is from RefSeq and is a predicted model, not a curated record.
CAGCAGUGAUCCAAUGAAAGGCUCCUUAGCUGUACUGAACUUCACCAUAGUGUUUGGAUUUUACAGCAUAGCUUUUACUACAAUGUCAGCUGAACGGCUCGCUAAAAUCCCCGAAGUUGAUUUAGAUCCAAAUGGCGUGUUCAAAUACGUCCUGAUACGGGUGCACAGUAAAGACGAUGAUUCAUAUGUUGAUAUUGUAAGAGGAUACGCAUGGGCCGAGUAUCAUGCUGACAUCUAUGACCGUGUUGCUGGAGAACUGGAGAGAGGUGGAGGAUUAGACUGUGAGUGUCUCGGAGGAGGAAGAAUCAGACAUGACAGUGCAGAAAAAAAGAUCCAUGUCUAUGGCUAUUCAAUGGGCUUUGGAAGAGCAAAGCAUGCUGUUUCCACAGAGAAAAUAAAAGCUUGUUAUUCAGACUAUGAGGUGACAUGGGCGGAUGAGGGGUAUUGAACGUGUUAUCUGGAAUAUGAUGGCUCUGAUCCUGGUAUUCUGAAUCUAACUGUCUUAAUAGAGUUCUGGACUGUUCCAUAUUGUGCCAAGCCUGAGAAAGAGCAGAGCCUUUACAAGAUUCAGAUUUGAAUGGACAGAUAACAUGUUUACUUCAAAACAAGUGCAGAGAUUUUUUCUGCAUUGUCCUUGGUUGGUUUUGAAUUUACUGAAAUGUACAGUAGAUUAACAUUUGGCAACAAAGAAAGAAUGUUUGUUUGUAGGUCUUAAUAUAGAAAAUUAUGUAACAAAGUACACAUCAGGUUAGUGGGAAAGUUUAAGUAUUUCAUGGCAAACCAUAAACUCCCUUACAUAGUGCAACAAUACCAUCCUGAAAAGCUAAUAAACCUAGAAAGUGCCAGCAUUUUUCAUUUAAGUUAAAAAUAUUGGCAUGCAACCUCAAUGCACUUGCUGUAGCACAAUAAGUGAAAGUUCUCAUUAAAGGGACAGUUCACCUAAAAAUGAAAAUUCUCUCAUAAUUUACUCACCUUCAUGCUAUCCCAGAUGUGUUUUACUUUCUUUCUUCUGCUAAACACAAAUGAAGACUUUUAGAAGAAUAUCUCAGCUGCGUGGGUCCAUACAAUGCAAGUAAAUGGUUGCCAGAACUUUCAAUCUCCAAAAAUCACAUAAAGGCAGUAUAAAAGUAAUCUAUAUGACUCCAGUGGUUUAAUAUAUGUCUUGUGAAGCAAUAUGAUAGGUGUAGGUGUAAAACAUUAAUAUUUAAGUCUUUUUUUUUUACUAUAAAUUUGUCUUCACUGCCCAGUAGGUGGCAAUAUGCACAAAGAAAAAGAAGAAGUAUGUGAAAGUGAAAGAGGAGAUUUAUAGUCAAAACCUAUCAUAUCACUUCUGAAGAUAUGUAUUUAACCACUUGAGUCUAAUGGAUUACUUUUAUGCUGCCUUUUUGUGCUUUUUGGACCUUCAAAGCUUUGGUCACCAUUCACUUGCAUUGAAUGGACCUACAGAGCCUGAGAUAUUCUUCUAAAAAUCUUUGUGUUCACCAGAAGAAAGAAAGUCAUGCACAUCUUGGAUGGCAUGAGUAAAUCAUAAGAGAAUUUUCAUUUUUGGGUAAUUACUUUAAGGUAAAUUAUUGUGUUUAACUACAACAUAAAAAAUAUUAUGUGUUGUUGUAAUAGUCCAGAUUUAAUCAUUUCUAAGGCACCACACUGUAAAUUUGGUCCCUCAUAUAAUAAGAACUGAUCCGGAGAUUGCAAACCUUGUCUGAUAAACUUCAAUAUCCUCCUAACAUCCGUGUAUCAGCAUUUUUUUUUUAUAGAAAAUCUCAUUAGGAUAUGUAAUAAUUUUCCUGACUAAGUAUAUUACAACCUGAAAAUAUAAUGUUAUUAAUAGUACUAAAUUGCCCUUGUAAGUUUCCCUGAAGCACUGAUCAGGACUUACAGCAUUUAAAACAACAGAUUUUGUUUUUCAUUUAAAGCCUGACCAUAAAAAUACAGUCACAGUAGUAGACAUUGUAUCAGUUGCAUUUGGAAUAUUUAGUGCAUCUAAACAGAAGUGAAUUGGACAGCAACAUGUUUAAUAAAUGAAUUUAUUUUUGUCUUUA